This is a messenger RNA of Closterium sp. Naga37s-1, 519 nucleotides long. The record is from the annotation of a GenBank genome assembly. Lineage: Eukaryota; Viridiplantae; Streptophyta; Zygnematophyceae; Desmidiales; Closteriaceae.
AUGUCAGCCGAAGCUGAUGCACGAAAGUCAGUCGCAGAUGAAGCACAGAGAGCGGAGUCGGCUGGUCUGACUGCUAAAUGGGCAGACGCAGCAGUGCGGGAGAUGAUGACAGCAGUAAACGUGGACGACGCUCGACAGAAGGCGUUACUUGUGCUGCAAGCUUUUGAGAAGGAGGCUGUGGAUGCUAAGCAGCCAGAUCAAUCGACUGCUUUUGCAAUUCACGCUGAACAGGCACGUCAAUCAGCUUCAGAAGUUCAAGUGCUGCAGCAGCAGGUGGGUGUAUUGAGCAAGGAGAACCAGAUUCUGAAGCGAGCAGUGGCGAUCCAGCACGAGAAGCAGAAGGAGCAUCAGGCGCAGAACGAGGAGGUUGGGAGGUUGAGACAAGCGCUGGCCCAGUAUCAAGAACAAGUGCACAAGCUGGAGGUGGCUAACUAUGCCCUCAACCUCCACCUUCGCCAAGCCAAUGAUGCUGUGAACCAUGCAGCUAUGUCAGGCCGCUUCCAUCCUGAUGUCUUCUAG